Molecule: messenger RNA, 1575 nt
Organism: Trichoderma aggressivum f. europaeum
Lineage: Eukaryota; Fungi; Ascomycota; Sordariomycetes; Hypocreales; Hypocreaceae
Exons: 1
Coding region: 1-1575 (524 amino acids)
Source: RefSeq, a predicted model, not a curated record
AUGCCAAUCUCGAUUACGAUGCGUCAGCCGCCCAGCUUCCGGGACAAGGAAAGCGAGCUGGCUAUGCGUAUCAAACAGCCCUUCAACGUCGUGGCGGUUGGCGAUCUUAUACAGAUGGUACCAUUUUCGAACAGAGAUGAUCCGGAUAUCCAAGCUCUUGUCCAGCUGAUGCAAAAAUCUGACAUCACCUUUGCCAACAACGAGAACACCAUCGUUGAUCGCCUUACCUUCCGCGGCCCUAUCGCCCAUAUGGAGGCAGACAAAGACGUUGCAGACGAUUGGAAGAACAUGGGCGUGGAUAUGGUCACAAGAGCGAACAAUCACACCUUUGACUGUGGUGAUCCUGGCCUUGUCCAGAAUCUUGAACAACUUCGCCGUGUCGGUAUUGAUUAUGUCGGUACUGACUACAACACUGUUGAGGCACGGCUUGCUCGCUUCAAGACUACGCCCAAGGGUAUUGUAGGUUUUGUCGGUGUUUAUUCCGAGACCGAGGAUUACUCUCAACUCGUCGGCGUACCUACACGCGACCCGAUUGUUGUAACGCCAGACCAGCUUGAACAGCUAAGAGCAAUGCGGGAUAGCAUCAUCGCUCGCCGUAGCGAAGUCCCCAGGCCGCUUGGUAUGCCUAAACCAGAUCCGGAGGGAUCUGUGCUUGUUUUUGGACGACAGUUUCGAGUUAAGAACGCCGGUGCGGAGGCCGACGAAGAAGUGGCCGGCAUCAAGAAACGCUUAGAACACCAUCAGGGAUCGAAAGGUACUAUUACAUACAAGAACAACUCGCUUCGUUUGAAUGUUUCCCACAGUGUUACUGCGGAACAAAUGAAGCAACUCCGAGCCAUCGCAGGUGUCGAGGCAAGCGAUUCCGCUGAGACCCUUGAGGCCUUUGAUCUCCGUUUCCGAGUGGCCCCCAAGCCAGGGGAGUACGGCUACGAGAUGGAGCCCCAGGACUUGCGGGAUGUUCUCCGUGAAGUCCGCUCUGGAAAGCAAUUUUCUGAUUUCUUGAGCGUUACUAUCCACUGGCACCAGAACCGAUUUUCGUUCCAGCACUACUCCUUCGACCACUACCCGGCCGAUUAUCAGAUCGACUUUGCUCAUCAAGUCAUCGAUAACGGCGCCGAUUUCUUCUUCGCACACGGCGUCCACACUCUCAAAGGAGUCGAGAUAUACAAAGGAAAGCCAAUCUUUUACGGCGUCUCCAAUUUUGUCUUCCAAAACGCCCAGUUCCGCUCGUGGCGCGAUGAUGCGGCUGGUCGAGUUCCUGCUUCACUGGAAGGCCCUGUCGUAGGAGACGGUGAGAUCAAUGAGAAUCGUUGGGCUUGGCUGGAUGCACCAGAGAACAAGGAAGCUCUGCUUGUGUCGGCGGAUUACGCCGAAGGAAAGCUGUCUCGAGUUCUUGUCUACCCGGCUGAUCUGGGAAGAACGCACCGCAACGGCUCUAUGAUUGGCACGCCCACAAAGCCCGCUCCUGAAGUUGCCAAUGAUAUCCUCAGCCGUCUCUGUGAGUACUCGCAGCCGUUCGGCACGAAGAUUAGCAUUGAGGAUGGAGUAGGAGUGGUUCACAUUCCAUCCGAGUAG